Messenger RNA from Glycine soja, 670 nucleotides. RefSeq lists its product as uncharacterized. The annotation marks the transcript as partial. The transcript is spliced from 2 exons. NCBI's taxonomy places the organism in Eukaryota, Viridiplantae, Streptophyta, Magnoliopsida, Fabales, Fabaceae. The record is from RefSeq and is a predicted model, not a curated record.
CCCCAGAAGCCUCUGAAUCCCUUUCUCAUCGUCUUCGGCACAGUACCUCCACCAUCAUCCGCUGAUUCAUUCGCUGCCACUAUUGUUUCAGGUUGCAUAACGUGGUGGUGUCCAUGUGUUACCUUUGUCCGAGUUGCAGAAAUUGUUGACAGGGGAUCCACAUGUGCGGUGAAGAGCAAGGGGUUCAAGGAAGGUUUAGACGAUGACGGCCACGCGCCGCUGUCUCCAACGGAGGUAAAACACUCGGUGGAGCCUCUAAACACGAGGUGCAGAGGCGAAGAGGACGAUGGAUUGAUCCAUCACGAUAGUGAUUCGGAGUCUCCGACCAAUUGCCCCGCGGGCGUGUUGUGCGGCACCAAUUCGGGGACGAAUUUCACUGACAGCAGUAGCGGCGGUAGUAGCAGCAGCAGUUCCAGCAGCGACAGGUGCUGUUCCGGGAAUGUCACCGAGGUGGAGGAAGAAGAGGAAGAUGAUGAUUAAAAUUCAUUUUAGGGUUUUUUUUUCUCGAUAGAAAAGGCCCAAAAAAUUGGUUUUGGGGUUUUUUCAGGGUAAAUUUUUUUUUAUCACAGAUGUAUUAGAAAACGCUAUUCAAGUGCUUCUCAUACAUUCACACGUGAAAGUAGAAAUUGGAGCUAAAGUGGAAAUAAAAGAAAAAAAAAACAAUUUUCAA